AUGCCUUCCACUAAGAAGAGUUUACAUUUCCUGUCCAGUGCACUGCUUACUGCCAUCUCUAUUGGGGUGAUGGGGUACUGCAUGUCAACACAGUGGGCUGAGACGACCAUGGACUGCACAAAAAGUGGAGAUAACUUCUCCAAUGGAACUGCUGUGAUCACUUGGGAGCUUUUUAUUGGAGAUUUGAACAGAUUCUAUUGCCCCUUGUUUGGAGCUCAAGAAUCUUUCCAAGUGAUCCCUACAUUGGUAAAAAUAGGACAAAUUACCCCUGUGGUCCUGCACGCUUUGGUUUUGUGCCUGUUGGCCUUGUGUCUGCUGUGUUCCGCCUGCAGCAUCCUUAUCUCCCUCUACAACAGUGUCAGCAACCCUUAUGAGACCUACAUGGGGCCUGUUGGCUUCUACGUCUGCAGCUCGCUCAGCGCAUGUCUGUCCGUCGUGGUCCUCAUAAUAUUUGUGGUGAACGUCACUGUGACGAGCAUGGCAGAGGAUUUGGUAAAGAGCUCGUCGGAAAAUAUUCCAGCAGAGCUGAGGAACAAGUCUUCACAGAUGAAGCUGGGAUACUACCUGGUCAUCCUUUACUCCGUGCUCUCGAUCUUCGCCAUUGUUGUGAUCUACCAGUACGAGCACGCAGCCUACACACAGAAGAGAGAACAGCAGAGGCCUACAGAAGACGCACCCAAGGAGAUCAUGAUGUAUUAG
Molecule: messenger RNA, 699 nt
Organism: Cottoperca gobio
Lineage: Eukaryota; Metazoa; Chordata; Actinopteri; Perciformes; Bovichtidae
Gene: clrn3
Product: clarin 3
Exons: 3
Coding region: 1-699 (232 amino acids)
Source: RefSeq, a predicted model, not a curated record